Molecule: messenger RNA, 2633 nt
Organism: Anoplopoma fimbria (sablefish)
Lineage: Eukaryota; Metazoa; Chordata; Actinopteri; Perciformes; Anoplopomatidae
Gene: mfsd1l
Product: major facilitator superfamily domain containing 1-like
Exons: 13
Coding region: 345-1796 (483 amino acids)
Biological process (GO): transmembrane transport
Molecular function (GO): transmembrane transporter activity
Source: RefSeq, a predicted model, not a curated record
UUUAAUUAGACACUUAUUUAACACCUAUACUUUUACUUUUUCUUGAAUGUUUACUAUAAAAGAACUAUAACAUGAAGAUCUACAAAUGUUCCUCAAUAAAGUUUCCAGGGUACAAAAAAAAAAAACCCUGCAGUGUCGCUGCGUGCGUAGAUCUCCAAACACUCCGCUGCGUCCUCUCGCGUUAACAGGUCGAGCCGUGUGUCUCACAGAUCUGCGGUCUGCAGACAGCAGGAGGAGAGUUGCUGCAGACCUCAACGCAUCCUGCAAACCAGCCUGUUCAUGUAAACAACACUGAAGAAUGGGAUUUGGAUGUUUUCUUUUAUAGCCGCUUUCCUUUUUUCACUAUGACGCAACCGGCGGAGAAAGUAUAUUACCGCUUUGUGGUGCUGUUCUUCAACUGUCUGCUGACAUUUGGCUCCUACUUCUGCUUCGACAUCCCUAGUGUUUUGCAGGAUCAAUUCCAAGGGAACCUGACAUGUACCAAUGCAACGGUUAUCAAUGGCACAGUGGACUGUGUGGUGGGAUUGGGGAUGAAUCCUCAGCAGUACAAUCUUCUUUACGCCAUCUAUGCUUGGACGAAUGCAGUAGUGGUGAUCAUGGCUGGGUUCCUGAUUGACAAAUUAGGAAACCGCUUUGGAGUGUUUCUGUUCUCUUUUCUGUGUGUUUUGGGCUCGUCACUGUUUGCACUGGGUUCCCACUUCAAAGGAACUCCCUAUCUGCUGCCGCUUAUGCUCACAGGGCGACUACUGUUUGGAUCAGGCAAUGGAUCUCUGACCAUUGUUCAGAACCGCAUCACAGCUUUCUGGUUCAAAGGGAAGGAGCUGGCCUUGGCUUUCGGUCUGACCCUGGCCUUCUCUCGCCUUGGUUCGGUCCUGAACUUUUUCCUCACCCAGAAGUUUGAAGAAAAAUAUGGCAUGCAGUGGACACUCUGGGGUGGUACACUACUGUGUGUGCUGGGCUUUGCGUCUGCCAUUCUAGUCAGUGCCCUGGACAAGAUCGGUAUGAGGCAGCUGGGUCUUGAUGGCGCCAUCCAAGAGGAGUCCCGCAAAGUGAGGAUUCAGGAUGUGAAGCUCCUGUCGCUAAGAUACUGGCUGCUGGUUCUCACCAUCAUGUUCUUCUACAACGGCAUCUUCCCGUUCAUCGCUGAUGCCAGUAAGUUUAUUCAGGAUAAAUACAGCGGCUACAGUCAGAAGGACGCAGCGUAUGUCGCUGGGGCGGUGUAUGACAGCUCACUGGUCCUCUCAGCCUGCGUGGGCAUUCUCAUAGAUAACGUGGGGCUGCGGGGCGUGUUUGCGGUGGCCUGUGCCGUCCUCACACUGCCUGUGUUUGGACUGCUGGCCUUCACCUUUGUUGCUCCUCUGGUGUCCACCAUAUGGCUGGGAAUCACUUACUCCUUUGCUGCUGCCAGCAUGUGGCCGUCUAUUCCCCUCGUGGUGCCUCAGGCGACUCUGGGAACCGCCAUGGGUCUGGCCACCUCCGUACAGAUGGUUGGAAUUGGGGUGUCAAAUCUUGUCGUUGGGCAGAUUUUGGGCUCCAAGUCUAGUGAAACUAAGAUUCCGUUGUGGCGUUGGCAGAGGAUGAUGAUCUUCAUGUUGGCCAACACCAUCAGCUGCAUCGUCACCUCAGUGCUGCUCAACAUUGUUGACCACAGACAGGGCGGGACCCUGAACAAGACAACCAAGAGGUCGGGCCAGGCAGAGAGAGACUCCGACAGAGAGCCGCUCACCCAGGGAGAGGAAGAGCAAAAUGAGGAUGAGGAAGACGAGGCGGUCAGAUCUCCUUCUAUCAACUCCUAAGUUUUGUUAAGACUUUACUCAAGUUGAAACAUUUCUCUUUUUAUAUGUCUUUUACAUGUAACACUUCAAAUGGGACUUGGUUUAUUGCACACCUCACUGAAAAACACAUUACCUCUCAAUUUUGUGUCAGCGGUUGCUACAGCAGAAAACAAGCAGUUUAAUGAAUCAGAAUAAAUAAAUCCCUGUUAAACAGUAUUUACGCCCAGAUAGUAACAAUACAGUGUAUUAAAUGUAAACAAGAUAUUGCUGUUUUUUCUGUAACACAGGUAAUUAAAAGAUCAAACUCUCUUAAAGCCUUAGCUAUCAACUGUACUGCCACAACUGACUGUGUGAACCUUAUUCAGGUCCCUUUAUGAUAAAGGAAAUAUUUGGCACCUUUUAUGUAGAUGGUAGGUGUAGUCAAUUUAAGAUAUACAUUCCUCAGUGUGUGCUCUAUUGACAGAGAAAGCUUUAUUUCUUCUUCCAUGAUGUCACUACUGCCGUCGUUUGACAUGACAGUGAUGCAAUGAAGAACUACAUAUAGGCAAUGCCAGCUCGACCCUGCAAGCAGGAACACUCAGCUUUCUCAAUUCAUAUAGCACGCACUGAAGAGUUUAUUGCUUCAAUUAACCAUAAACACUGAUUUGGCAUCCACAUAAAUUAGGAUAUUUUCCCAUUAACAUGCAUGUCACAAAAAUGUACAGUCCGUUAUUUUUUUUUAAAUGAUUUUAUAAUGAAACAGUGAAAUUGUUUGUUCCUUCUAUCUGUUUUUUCAUUGUUAAAUUUUUAACUAUGUACUUGAAGAAGGGAAUUUGAUAUUUUUUAACAUUGGUAAAAAAAAAAACAGCAGAAAUAAAA